This is a messenger RNA of Geodia barretti, 261 nucleotides long. The record is from the annotation of a GenBank genome assembly. NCBI's taxonomy places the organism in Eukaryota, Metazoa, Porifera, Demospongiae, Tetractinellida, Geodiidae.
AUGGCCAGACAAUGCAGCCUGACCAACGUUAAGGGCCUAGUUGGCAACAAAGUCAGCCACUCGCAGCGCAAAACCAAGCGCGUCCAACAGCCCAACCUCAUCAAAAAGCGCAUCUUCAUUCCCGAAGAAAACCGCACCGUCACCCUACGCCUGACCGCCCGCGCCCUACGCACUUUAAACAAAAAAGGGCGUCCAUCAGUUCCUCAAGGAAAACGGGAUCAAGGUCUAAGCGGGCAAAACCCUCGCCCUACGCGCACAUGA